GCCAAAUGCUUUAUAAAACAGAAAACAACUUACAACUUUUUAGCUGGGUCCCUGGAAGGAGAUGACCAAUCUGACCUGACCCUGCCUUUUUCCUUGGGGAUUUUGGUAUAUUUUGGAGGGUCUUCCCCCCCCGCCCCCAAAUUCUCUGGAGUGCAGUGCUGACAUCAAGAUGUCCAUUAUGGACACAUCUAUUUAUACUUUUUGUUUUUUAAUGUCAGAACAGUGAUGUGAAUACAAUACAAUUCCAGGAAUCCGUCACUUCCUGGAACAGAUUAAAAGGGACAAACAAAAGAUUACUUAGUUGUGUUUUUUCCCAGAGCUUCAUUACUCCUGGAGCCAGCGUCCAAGUAGGUUGCCGUUCUCCCAGCUCUACAUUCAGGGAGAGAUUAUUUAUUGAUACCUAUUUAUUGUUAUUUCGGAGGUGCUUUAAAUCCUGACUUGAAAGGUCGUUCUGAAGGAGAUUUCAUUCCUUCUUUUAAAAUCCUUUUUCCUUUUCUCUGGUCAUUUUUAUUUUAUUUUAUUUUUUUAAUCAGAGCAAGAAUAUAUUUUCUUAUCUUCAAAAGCACCAAGACUGCGCACAUUUUCCUAGCUAAAGUUGCUGAAAAAUCUGUAAAGUCUUUCUCUGGGCAGCCUGAUUUGCUUUCUGCUUGGCUUCUCCCGGUGUGUGAACUCCACAGUGCCGUGGAAGAGGUUUGUUGGGAGCAGUCCAGUCUUUUUCUUCCUGUGAAUUCCUAACUAAAGAUUUGUCCUAACUCCUCUGGGGAACAAAGAAGGCGGCAAGAAAAGGGGGAAGACCAUUUUCCCAUCCCAUUGAAGACUUAAUGCGUUUUUCUUGGUCCUGGAGUGACAUGAUCAUCUGUGUUCAGGGACCCCAUCCUUUGCUGGCAGAGGAGAAGUUCAGGAGACAGUCGCUCAGAGGCAUUGCAGUGGAUUUGUCCGAGCAGAUCAUGCAACCUCGCUCCGUUACGGUCUUCCAGGGAGAAUCUGCUCCUGCCUUCAUGGCACCUGCUCCUGAGAAUAACCUGCCUCGGAUGCGAGAUCCUGAAGAAGACCUGCUAUGCAUUGCAAAAACCUUCUCCUAUCUGCGAGAAUCUGGCUGGUAUUGGGGGUCUAUCACAGCUAGUGAGGCCAAGCAGCAUCUUCAGAAGAUGCCUGAGGGUACCUUCCUGGUACGGGACAGUACCCACCCCAGCUACCUGUUCACACUCUCCGUCAAGACCAACCGGGGUCCCACCAAUGUGCGCAUUGAAUAUGCCGACAGCAAGUUCCGGCUCGACUCAAACUGCCUGUCCAAACCCCGCAUCCUGGCCUUCCCAGAUGUGGUCAGCCUUAUCCAGCACUACGUCAUGUCCUGCACAGUGGAGAACAAGAAUGAGGCCCCUUACACACCGCCCUCGCCCCUGUCCUCCAUGCAAAAGGAGAUGGUGGCUGCAGCAGUGCACUUGAAGCUGAUACGGCCACUCAGCCGCAAGGACAGCGUCCCCAGCCUACAGCACCUGUGCCGGCUACAGAUCAACAAGUCAACAGAGGAGGUGGACCAGCUGCCCCUGCCCAGGAGGAUGGGGGACUAUUUGAAGCAAUAUCCCUUCCAGCUCUGAGGUGCAGCCAACUGGCUUCAGACCAACAGACUAGAAUCUUGAUGUCUUUUUGUCUCGCUGAAGCAUGGCAUCAAGGGGGUACAGUAAAGACAUGGUCAUCAGCAGUGAUUGCAUCCACUUUUCCUCUCCCCUCCCCCAAUUCCAUGUCUACACCAGGGAGGGGCUGGUUGUACCUGUGAACUGUGGGACACAAUCCGACUUCCGAGCCGCAGAGGCUUGAAGGAAAUGCUCUUGACACGUGCACACUACUUGAAUUUUAGAGCUGCCGUGACGUUAGGAGUAUUACCAGUGUUUUCAUCACUAUUUAUUUCCUUGGUAGCCUCUCUCCUGAUAUUUUAAAGCACCUUUUAGUCCA
Molecule: messenger RNA, 1953 nt
Organism: Malaclemys terrapin pileata
Lineage: Eukaryota; Metazoa; Chordata; Testudines; Emydidae
Gene: CISH
Product: cytokine inducible SH2 containing protein
Exons: 3
Coding region: 822-1598 (258 amino acids)
Biological process (GO): intracellular signal transduction; phosphatidylinositol phosphate biosynthetic process
Cellular component (GO): phosphatidylinositol 3-kinase complex
Molecular function (GO): 1-phosphatidylinositol-3-kinase regulator activity
Source: RefSeq, a predicted model, not a curated record